AUGAGCGAUUAUCUUAUUCUCAAUCAUCUGCCCAUCAUGCUCGAUUCUCUUGUUGUCCUGGCUCUUGCCAGCCUUUCCAUCGCCUCGCCAACUUUGGAGAAGCGAGCCAUCACAUGUCUCAAAGUUGGCCAAACAGCGACUGCUUCGUGGACCAAUAGUGGUGGGAAGAAAUGUACUUUCACGGGUGUUGUUGGCAGCAACUACGGCACCAAUCCUUCCGGAUCAGGAGAGUGA
Molecule: messenger RNA, 234 nt
Organism: Fusarium musae
Lineage: Eukaryota; Fungi; Ascomycota; Sordariomycetes; Hypocreales; Nectriaceae
Exons: 2
Coding region: 1-234 (77 amino acids)
Source: RefSeq, a predicted model, not a curated record